AUGUCGUUCCCAGUCGUCUCUCAGCUCUAUUUCCUCGUCGGAGUGACGCUUUCCCUCGCUCUUGCGGCCGCACUUCGACGUUCUCGAAGGACUCUCAAGACCAUCCGCGGUCCUGAACGCUCAUCCUUUUGGUUGGGUAAUCAGGGCGAUAUACGAUACCAGGAAGAAACGGGCGAUGUCGAGUCUCCAUGGCUACACGAGUAUGGGGGAGCAUGGAAGGUUCAUGGACCACUCGGAGGAGAGCAUCUCAUGCUCGCAGAUCCCAAAGCGCUGCAAUACGUUCUACAGACGUCUGGUUAUCGUUUCCCCAAACGCGAAGAUGCUAGAGCCGACAUACGGAUGCUCUUCGGAGAGGGGAUCGUCUGGGCUGAUGGCGAUCAACACCAACGACAAAGAAAGAUCAUGAACCCCGCAUUCUCUGUGCCGCAGCUCAAGUCCUUCAUCCCCCUCUUCUUGCGUUACGCGAACAAGGUCGUUCAGAAAUGGAAAGACGAAGAGAUUGCUUCGGCACCUGGUGGCGAAGCCAUGUUCAAUGUGCACAAAUGGCUGUCGCGGACGACGCUCGAUAUUAUAGGGGAUGCGGGCUUUGGCUUUGAGUUCGGAUCGCUGGACGGCAAAAGCAGCGAAUUGUCGAGUGUUUACGACAACCUUUUCAUCGACUCUACGCUGUACCCGCAUCGCUGGAACAUCGUCUUCCGUUCCUUCUGGAAGUAUUUCCCCUCGGACGCCUUGUGGUUCUUGCGCUAUCUGCCUGGUCGCGAGUAUCGUCGCUUCCGGCAUUACUUGGACUUCAUGCGCGUCUAUGGACGUAAGAUGAUCAAUCAGACCCAAGUUGACACCAAGGGGGCUGGGAAGGAUAUCAUGAGUGUAUUGCUGCGCGCGAAUGAGUCAGAAGAGUCGAGAUUGAAGCUGAGCGACAGCGAGGUUGUCGACCAGAUUUCUGUGCUCCUUUUAGCAGGUCAUGACACAACCGCACUGUCUCUCACCUGGUGGCUUUGGGAGCUGAGCAAACAUCCGGAGUGGCAAUCUCGCGUUCGCGAGGAGGUGCGCGCCGUGCGCCGCAACUUGACUGAGCGUGGCGACGGCGAGUUCUCCAUCGGCGACCUCGAGGGCAUGUCGGUCAUGCAUGCCACGCUGAAGGAGGCUGUCAGACUGAACCCCAUCGUGUGGGGUCUCGUUCGCGUCGCAGGACAAGACGACGUGAUACCAUUAUUAACACCUAUCACGACCACAUCGGGCCAACAGAUUUCGACCAUUCCCAUCCGUAAAGGGCAGAACAUCGACAUAUCCAUCGCCAUGUACAAUCGUAACCCGGUCGUGUGGGGAGAGGACGCCGAUAUCUGGAACCCGGAAAGGUUCAUGAACAUCAAUAAGGCUAGUCAAACGUCGGUAGGGGUUUACGCCAAUCUUCUCACCUUCUCUGCCGGAGUCCGCAGCUGUAUAGGCUGGCGUUUCUCGGUACUCGAGAUGCAGGCCAUCGCUGCGACGCUCAUCGAGAACUUCGAAUUCAACCUCCCGCCUCAGACCGAGGAUAACCUCAUCAGGCGCAGACCAUCUGGGCUUAUGGCGCCCAUGGCGGAUGGCCAUCCCGGUAUCUGGAUGGGAUUGAAGGUCAAGCAGUGCGAGGAGUCUUGA
Molecule: messenger RNA, 1635 nt
Organism: Peniophora sp. CBMAI 1063
Lineage: Eukaryota; Fungi; Basidiomycota; Agaricomycetes; Russulales; Peniophoraceae
Source: the annotation of a GenBank genome assembly